This is a messenger RNA of Carassius carassius (crucian carp), 2201 nucleotides long. Its product is annotated as protein FAM13A-like. The transcript has 8 exons. Gene Ontology annotation, biological process: signal transduction. The record is from RefSeq and is a predicted model, not a curated record. Bases 392 to 1255 code for a protein of 287 amino acids. NCBI's taxonomy places the organism in Eukaryota, Metazoa, Chordata, Actinopteri, Cypriniformes, Cyprinidae.
AUGUAUGCACAAUUAGUAAUGUAAAUUAAACACAGACUACAUUAAGAAUAUUCUCCAUCAUCAGCAGAGCGCAAUUAUGACGUGAGCAGUGCAAGUGUCUGAACAUUCUUUAGUAGAAUUCUCUGUUGGGAGUUUUGGCGAUUUGUGCGGUUGGUGGUUUUAUGCGUUUAGCGAGUUUUUACAAUGAUCUUUUCGGCUAUUUUUGGUUUUUGACUUGUUUUUGGACUUUGACUAUCGGCUUUGGAUUCGCUUCGUAUUUUGACAAUCGGUUUUUGACUCCCUUCUGUUUUUGACGCUCGAUUUUGACUCUGUUUGGACUCCCGGUUUUGACCCUUUUCUGUUUUUGACCCACGGCUUCGGACUCUCCUCGGAUUGGUUGAUAGCUCUGCUGAUGAAAAAAAAACCCGAUCCUUUCACGGAAAUGGGAGCGAUUGGUGUUUUAUCAGUGUGUGUGGAAACACCAAGAGCCGUGUUCAGUGUGCCCCUCAUCAGACUGAGGAAGAGCGGACAGAUGAGGCAGGGUCUUCCUCUGGUGCUCACACACAUAGUGGAGUUUGUGGAGAAGCAUGGUCUCAGUGAGAUUGGCCUGUUCAGAACCUGUGGUUCAGUGAAACGCUGCAAGGAACUGAGGAAAAGUUUUGAUGAAGGAGGCUUUCCAGAGUUUGACCCUUGGGAUAUUCUUUCUUUGGCCUCCUUAUUGAAAGCUUUCCUCAGGGAAUUGCCUGGAGGACUUAUUCCAGAGCCACACAGAACACAGCUGCUGAAGGUGUUCAAGGAUUCACAAAAGGAAGAACUGAAUCAGGCUGUGAGGACCGUGCUGAACAGUCUUCCAGAGGAACAUUUUAAUGUCCUCUGCUACCUAAUGUUCUUCCUGUCCCGUGUUGCUGCUGAGAGUCAUCUAAAUCUUAUGACAUCUGAAAACUUGUCAGUAGUUUUUGGACCCAGCAUUUUUCAUUUUCCUUUGGGCCCCACCAUGGUUGAAGAACAGGGGCAGUGUAAUGCUUUGAUUGAGCACCUGCUGGACAACCUGAUCCACCUGCUGCCAAACAUGUACCCUCAUGCAUCCACCAGCAACACAGCAGAGGAAAUGGACUGGACUAAUGAAGAGUGUGUCCAACAAAUGCCACUCAAAGAAAUAAGAUUAAAGGUUCCCAAAAUUGGACGACUUGGGCGAUUGAGAAAACGAUUAAGAGGUUUUUGGAGAAAAUUGUGCUCAUGCACUUACAGUGACACAGAGAGUGGAAAAAGCCUCUAGAGACCCAGAUAUAAGAGAGUAAAGGACACUAUAGCUUGUGAGGGUCACCACAAAACACUGAGGGUCACUGGAAGACAGUGGGGUCAGUGAGGGUCACCGGAAGACAGUGUGGUCGGUUUGGGCCAACAGAAGAGACUGGGGGUGGUGAGGGUCACUGGAAGACAGUGGGGUCGGUGAGGGUCACCGGAAAACACUGAGGUCGGUGAGGGUCACCAGAAGACAGUGGUGUUGGUGAGGAUUAUGAGAAGAGACUGCGGCCAGUGAGGGCCACCAGAAGAAAGUGUGGCCGGAUUUGGCCAACAGAAGACACUGGGUCAGUGAGGGUCACCGCAAUACAGUAGGGUUGGUGAGGGUCACUAGAAGACACUGGGGCUCAAUUAAGGUUACUACAAAACACUGGGGCCAGUCACUGCAAGAUAAUGAGGCUUGUGAGGGUCACUGGAAGACAAUGGAACUAAUGAGGGUCACCCAGAAGGCAAUGGGGCAGUGAGGGUUACCACAAGACAAGAGCAUUGGUGAAAGCCUCGUAAAACCCUGGGGUUGGUGAGGGUCACUGCAAGACACUGGGGCUGGUGAGGGUCACCACAAGAUAUUGGGGCCAAGUAAGGGUCACUGUAAAACAAUGGGGCAGGCAAGAGUCACUGCAAAACACAGGUGUUGGUCAGGGUCACUGCAAGAAAUUAGGGCCAAUUAAGGAUCACCGCAAAACAGUAGGGCUGGCAAGGGUUAAAGCAAAACACGGGCUGGUGCGGGUCACCAAAAGACAUUAGAGCCAAAAAAGGAUCACUGCAAAACAGUGGGGCCGGCAAGGGUCACUGCAAAACACUGGAAACACUGAGGCAGUUGAAGGUCACCUGGAUGACACUUGGUCCAGUGAGGAUUACCACAAGAUAAUUGGGCCAAGCUAGGGUCACUGCAAGACACUUGUGCUGGUGAGGGUCACCGC